GCAUUAGGCUUCACCCACAGCUGUACGUGUAAGGGGUUCAAUAAGCAACGCAAAGUGUAUAGAGUAUCUAAAAGUUUACUUAGUAUUGUGGCGCGAUUGCCUACUUCAUCAUUCAUGUUAAUUUUUAACGUGAAUAUUUGAUUGUGUUGUUUGAAGGAUGUAUUCCAUUAUCUUCAAACAAGAACAAGCUCAUGAUGACAGCAUUUGGAGUUGUGCUUGGGCCAGAAAUGAGAAGGAUGGAAGAAAUCAUAUUGUUACUGGGUCUGUUGAUGAUCUUGUAAAAUCAUGGGUUUGGACUGAAGAAAGGCUGGAGUUAAGGCAUAAUUUGGAGGGACAUGCUUUGGGUGUGGUAUCUGUUGAUAUCAACCAUGAAGGCACAGUUGCAGCUUCCAGUUCCUUGGAUAGUCACAUCCGGUUGUGGGAUUUAGACUCUGGCCUAGAACUGAAGAAUAUUGAUGCUGGACCUGUUGAUGCAUGGACGGUUACAUUUUCCCCAGACUCUAGAUUUUUAGCUUCUGGAAGCCAUUCUGGAAAAAUUAAUUUGUAUGGUGUUGAAAGUGGAAAAAUGGAGUCUACAUUAGAUACUACAGGGAAAUUUACUCUAAGUAUAGCAUUUAGUCCAGAUGGGAAAUAUAUUGCUAGUGGAGCCAUUGAUGGAAUUAUCAAGGUCUUUGAUAUUUCAACUGGAAAACUAGUGCACACUUUAGAAGGACAUGCCAUGCCAAUUAGGUCACUAACAUUUUCACCUGAUUCCCAGAUGUUAGUGACAGCUUCUGAUGACUGUCAUAUUAAAAUUUAUGAUGUUCAACAUGCAAACCUAGUGGGGACAUUAUCAGGACAUGGGUCAUGGGUCCUAAAUGUGUCAUUCUCUCCAGACAACAUGCAUUUUGUAUCAAGUUCGUCAGAUCAUUCAGUGAAGGUUUGGGACAUUUCUACAAGAGAGUGUGCCCACACAUUUCAAGAGCACACUGACCAAGUAUGGUGUGCCAAAUACAACAGUAAUGGUAGCAGAAUUGUGUCAGUUUCAGAUGACAAAACUAUUGCUAUAUAUGACUGUCCAGUUUGAACUGUUUCAUGUUUUUUGAGUGGUAUUGUGCUUAAUGUGUGAAUGGUCAUUUAAAAUAUGAUUUACCAGAACUAGAGAAUAGUGUAUUAAAUCUAUGUCAAUCCAAGUUGUUGCUUCUGUAACGUAUUUGUUCUUUACUAUAAGGAACCCACAAAUUGUAUUCAAAAACAUCUGCUUCAAGAACAUAAGAAAAAUCAGUUAUAUUUGUAUAUAAGCUAAUAGUCAAAGUUAACAUAAAAAAACUGUGGCAUUGAA
Molecule: messenger RNA, 1321 nt
Organism: Limulus polyphemus (Atlantic horseshoe crab)
Lineage: Eukaryota; Metazoa; Arthropoda; Merostomata; Xiphosura; Limulidae
Product: WD repeat-containing protein 61-like
Exons: 10
Coding region: 158-1066 (302 amino acids)
Cellular component (GO): Cdc73/Paf1 complex
Molecular function (GO): protein binding
Source: RefSeq, a predicted model, not a curated record